This is a messenger RNA of Sciurus carolinensis (gray squirrel), 4298 nucleotides long. RefSeq names its product RUN domain containing 3B (gene Rundc3b). Lineage: Eukaryota; Metazoa; Chordata; Mammalia; Rodentia; Sciuridae. The coding region runs from base 370 to 1836 and encodes 488 amino acids. The transcript is spliced from 12 exons. The record is from RefSeq and is a predicted model, not a curated record.
GGGUGGUUAGGCGUCCGAGGCUGACGGGCUCGAGCGCGCGCCGGCAGCCCAAGUCACUGGGGAAGUAGAGGAGCAUCCGACGCCGACUCGCGCGCGCCGCCCCGCGGCCGGCGGCGCGCGCGAGGGCGGAGGUGGUCCGUGCGUGUGAGCGCGUGUGUGUGCGCGCGCGUGUGUGUGUUUGGAGCACCGGUGCCGAGGGCCAAUCGUCAGUCCCUGGGUGCGAGUCCCCUGCUGUCUUCCACACCCUCCCUCCUUCCUUACGUCCCUCCCACAGCCCCACGGUCGCGCACGCAGCGACGGCCCCGGGAAACAGGUGUGGGGGGCGUGCGGGGUCGCUCGAGACAAAGGGGGCACGGGGGUGAGCCCGCCAUGGCCUCCCGGAGCCUGGGGGGCCUGAGCGGGAGCCGCGGCAGUGGCGGCGCCGGCAAGAAGAGCCUGAGCGCCCGCAAUGCUGCGGUGGAGAGGAGGAACCUGAUCACAGUGUGCAGGUUUUCUGUGAAGACCCUCAUUGAUCGUUCUUGCUUUGAAACAAUUGAUGAUUCUUCUCCUGAAUUUAACAAUUUUGCAGCUAUUUUGGAACAGAUUCUAAGUCACCGGCUAAAAGGUCAAGUAACCUGGUUUGGUUAUGAAAGUCCUCGUAGCUUCUGGGACUAUAUCAGAGUGGCUUGCCGGAAAGUUUCACAGAAUUGUAUCUGCAGCAUUGAAAAUAUGGAAAAUGUCAGUUCCUCUAGAGCUAAGGUCAACUCAGUACUUUAUGGAGCAUACCGAGAAGGGCAGAGUGGAAGUCUAGUUCAGGAGUACAACUGGAAUCUAAAAGAAGAGAUAAUCACAGAAGGUAGAGCCUGGAUCAGAGUAGCACUUAUGGAAAAACACUUAUCUGAAUACAUCUCUACAGCUCUGAGAGACUUCAAAACAACCAGGAGAUUUUAUGAAGAUGGAGCAAUUGUCUUGGGUGAAGAAGCAAAUAUGCUUGCUGGCAUGCUGCUUGGACUCAAUGCUAUUGAUUUCAGCUUCUGCCUUAAAGGACAGGGAUUGGAUGGCAACUUUCCUGCUGUAAUAGACUAUACACCAUAUUUGAAGUUUACACAAAGCUCUGAUAGUAUCAGCAGUGAUGAGGAAGAACUCAGGACUCUGGGCAGCAGUGGCAGCUCAGGAAGCAGCACUCCAGAGAAGGUGGGGCCUCCCUUCAUCAUGGAUGAGAACAGCUGGUUCAACAAGUGUAAGAGAGUGAGACAUAAGUAUCAGCUAACCCUGGAACAGAAGGGGUAUCUUGAAGAACUCUUACGACUUCGAGAGAAUGAACUGUCUAAAUCUGUCUCCCAGAAUAAACUACUACUUCAAAGGAUUGAAGAUUCUGAACUGGCCCAUAAAUUAGAGAAGGAGCAAUUAGAGUAUAUAAUUGUGGAGCUUCAAGAUCAGCUGACUGUGCUAAAGAAUAAUGAUUUAAGAUCAAGACAAGAGUUAACUGCCCAUCUCACCAACCAGUGGCCUUCCCCAGGAGCUCUGGAUGUCAAUGCUGUUGCCUUGGAUACGUUGCUUUACCGAAAACACAAUAAACAGUGGUAUGAGAAGAGUUAUCAUAGUCUUGACCAGUUGUCAGCAGAAGUUAGCCUUUCUCAGACUUCACUGGAUCCAGCUCAGUCACAAGAAGGAGAAGGAAAACAAGACCCAUUGAAUUUAAUCAAUGAAGGUAAAGAAGACACUCCCUCAUUACUUGGUCUCUGUGGGUCUCUUACAUCAGUGGCAAGUUACAAAUCUCUAACAAGCCUAAAAUCUAAUGACUACCUUGCAAGUCCUACAACUGAGAUGACAAGUCCAGGCCUAACUCCAUCCUGAAAACCUUUAUGUGAAAGCCGAAAGUUUCUAUAUUGUAAAUGUUAAAUUUAUGUAAGUUUAACUGCCAGAGAGACCUUUGAAAUUUUCUAUUGUUCUGGUACAUGUAUGGAAUUCUGCUUAGAAAGUUCAGUACUCUGUGUAAACUUACAAGGGGAAAAAUAAUGGUCCUGACAUUUUUCAUUUUAAAAAACCCUUAUAUUUGUCAUUGAGAAAGUUUAAAUUUGAAUAGGCUUUAAAAAACUUGCAAAGAUUCUCCAAAUUAAUGAUUCAUUCAUAUUGUACAGUUAAUAUUCAGCUGAUUUUUAUAUAUUUCUUUAAAUAUAUCUUAGUGGCCAGAGACUGAGGUCAAGGUUUUAUUGGAGAGACUUAAGUAUUUUCUUUCACUCCUUUAUUCAAUGGUCAAAUUUUCAAAAUAAGACAACCAAAUUCACUUUUUCAUUAAUUUCUAACAUGUAAAUGCCAUAUAUUUAAUAUUAGAGGAAGGUUCUGGGCUAUAGUUUCACAGUGGGUUUUUAGCUUUUUGUUUGGUUGUUGUUGUUUUUUUUUUUUUUUUUUUUUUGGCUGUGCUGGGAUUGAACCCAGGGCCCUGUGCAUGCUCUAUAGAGAAGUGCUCAACCCUGGGCUAUUCCCUAGCCUCUUGUUUUUUCUUCAACAUUUAUUAUUUGGUACUCACUAAACAUUCCAUUUAACAUUUUAUAAAUUUUCUAGGAAUGUGCCUUUUUUGGCAGUCACUGAUUGACUUUAUAUGGAUCAUAGGGAAAUUAUAUUAUAUAUAGAGAAAAUGAAUAAAUUUCUUAUCUUUGUUUUCCCAAGAUUUUCAUUAAAGGUUGUCAAUUUUAAAAUGUGAUCAGGUAUGCCUGAAAAGUUGGAAACGUUUCCAGAUGUAGAAGGAAUGCUGGAAAAAGUUAUAUCAGGAAUGAUUUCAAGUUCAGUUAAAACUUUGAGAAACUUAAACAAGGAUCACUAGCAUAACCACCAUACUUAACAAUAAAUAAAUGUCUAACAUAUAGUACUAUUUUUUUCUCCCUUACAUGCAACAAUGGUGUCAUGCGUGUUUUACAAACUCUGUCAUCAUGCCAUAAUCUCAUCUUUAAAAUGAUGUUAAUAUUAAAAAGGUCCCUACACUUUUACAAGUAAAUUAGUUUUUUUAUAAUCCAUAUUUUAAAUCUUUUGCAACUUUUAAAACAGCUACAUUUGUCCCUUAAAUUUCCACCAUAUGGAAAAUGAAAAUAUAUGAAACAUAUUUUCUAUAGUAAGAAAACAAGGAAUACAUGAUUAGCUGUGCCAAAGAAGUUUUAUACAUUGUUUACAUGAAAAGGCCACAAUAUUUAUCUGGAAUGUCAUAUGGUAUUUUUGUUUAUUAUUAAAACAUUACAUUAAAACAAAGUAGCUUUGACAUAUAGGAAAAGUAUUCCUCCUAAAACAAUUUUUUUAGAAGUGAACUUAUCUGUUCAUUCUUUGUAUUAGAAAUGUAGGAGUCUGAUGGUUCUCUGCAAUAUUUAGAGCUUAGUUUCAUAAUUUGGAAUAUAAAAUAAUCAGUAGUAACAAGGCCAGUCUUAUAUGUGAGACAAUUCAAACAAUGCCAUUGCAGGGACAAAGGAGACCUGGAAACUUUUAAAAUAAGAUAUCUUAAGUGUGCCAGAAUAUGCUCAGAGCUUCAUUCCUUUAGCUUAAGGCUUUAAUAUUUGUAGAAAUGCAAAUGUUCUUCUUGAGAAAUGAUACCUUUAAUCUAUUCUUAAUUCUGUAUCCCCUUGACCUAGAGUGAAGUAUCCAAAGUAGUUUUUAAUAAGCAUGAGGGAAGGAAGGGGAAUAUACAAAAUAAAGACAUUUGACACCUUGGAAGUAUGGACUGAAGAAAUGAAUGAGGAGGGAACCUUGGAAAUUUUAGACUGGCCUUGAGCACUAUUGCUGCUUUCCUAAGAACUGUCAGAAUAUUUAAAUGCUUUUUCAUUCAUGGUUCACUCUCAGCUGACACAUAGGAUCCUUCAGUAAUUAAAAAAUAUCAUUAAUUUUUUUCCAUUCAUUUUUAAAAUGUAGAAGGAAAUUCAUGAUUCCACAAUUGGUAUAACUUUUCAGAUUUGUCUAAUGGGAACAGUAAUUUGUGCAUCUUAACAUGCUGCUAAAUGCAGAUUUAAACAUGACAUCUGAGGAUCAGGACUUUUUCUCCUUUCUUGGAGCUCUUGGAAUUCAUCAGCUACUGUGAAAUUCAGGUUUUUACAGUUCAUUUCACACUAGAGGUAGUUUGUAAAUGUUUGCAUGAAGAACAAUGGAUGUCUUAAUCUUUAAGUGGUAGUGUUUAUUUUUAACAACCCCUCCUCAAAAGAAUGCUGAACUAUAUGUUAAUAUUUCCAUGUGUAUUUUGUUGCCUUGAUGUACUAUACUUGUUGCAUGUAUAUUAAAGAUUUUGUACCAUGCAUUAAUAGACUUUUUUUCUUGACUAGAAGGCACCAGAUUAAAGUUGU